Molecule: messenger RNA, 612 nt
Organism: Lentinula edodes (shiitake mushroom)
Lineage: Eukaryota; Fungi; Basidiomycota; Agaricomycetes; Agaricales; Omphalotaceae
Exons: 6
Coding region: 1-612 (203 amino acids)
Source: RefSeq, a predicted model, not a curated record
AUGGUUGUUCCACCGAAAGCUACAGCACCAAUCGAAGGUUUGGAUAUCAACGACUCGAGAUCUGUUGGCGUAAACGUGAUAGUGGGCUUUUUCUGGGACAUUGAUGCCUUAGCAGUUUGGAUAUCGCUCGCCAAUGGUGGCAUCGAGAAGAAUACGGGGCUGCACCAACAUAUUGAUCCCACCCACUAUACGCACGCAGCAGGAAAAGAAAAACUCAAACUCGAUAUUUCGAACGACAAAAAGGCCAAACGGUUUCAUGACGGGCUGGAUGAUCUUUUCGACUUCGCAUUCCUUGAAGCGACCAAUAAACUGCGGUAUCGCGUGGAUAAAGCCGAAGAGGACAGAGGACAAAGCAAAGACGACGAAGACGCACUAGAAGUUGAAGAUGAAGAUGAAGAUCUGAGGGCGGGAACGAAGAAUCAACAUGGAAUUUCCUAUGCAAACUCGAAGGAAGAAUCUGAGGACGAAUGGGAUGGAAUUUGGCGUCCAGAACCAACGGGCGGUAUGUCAGACGAAGACACGAGUCAAGUGCCUGAAUUCUGCGUCCCCUCUUCUGCCUCUGGAAAACAAAGAUCUCAAGACUACGAAGAACAAAUCAAACUUACCAGUUAA